This is a messenger RNA of Sinocyclocheilus rhinocerous, 1463 nucleotides long. Its product is annotated as synaptotagmin-6-like. The record is from RefSeq and is a predicted model, not a curated record. The transcript has 6 exons. Gene Ontology annotation, molecular function: calcium ion binding; calcium-dependent phospholipid binding; phosphatidylserine binding. Gene Ontology annotation, biological process: calcium-ion regulated exocytosis. The coding region runs from base 66 to 1463 and encodes 465 amino acids. Gene Ontology annotation, cellular component: plasma membrane; exocytic vesicle. NCBI's taxonomy places the organism in Eukaryota, Metazoa, Chordata, Actinopteri, Cypriniformes, Cyprinidae.
GGUGAGAGGGGGUGUGUUCGGAUCCCACUGGAGGAGCCAGUAACGCCGAGGAUGCGUCAGGGAGCAUGACUGCUGCCGGAAAGGGGCAUGACAUGAUCUGUCAGAAGGCAGUGUCUCUCAUAGUUGACCUCUGUACGCAGGACAGCCCGCGGCUGGACCACAACACCUGUGAGGAGUUCCUCUUUCUCAUCUCCAAUCAAGAGUACAACCACAAGGAUUCAGACAUCGCUGUUGGCCUCCCCAUCGGUGUGAUAAUAGCGUGUGGCUUGGCGCUGCUGUUGCUCGCUGCAUUCGUCUCCUGGAAGCUGUGCUGGGUCCCUUGGAGGAACAAAGCCCUCUCGUCGAGUUCUGCGGCCCUCGCACCUGACGACUGCCCCUCGUUUCAUUUACCGUCUCUUCUGCCCAGUCCUCAGCCGUCUGAGGUCACUAUGGCGACUGAGAAGGAAAAGUAUCCUAUGGCGUCGAUGGGCUUCCUGGAGGCAGCUGUUAAAAUAAGUCACACCUCUCCCGACAUCCCUGCCGAGGUGCAGCUCUCCAUGAGGGAGCACUUCCUGCGCCGUACGCAGCGCAUGCAAAGACAGACCACAGAGCCAGCGUCGUCCACCAGGCAUAGUUCCUUCAAACGUCACCUUCCCCGUCAAAUGCAGGUAGGGAGUCUGGACCUGGGAGAUGACUAUGAUGUGGAUGAGCAGCCAACCAGCAUUGGCCGUAUCAAGCCUGAACUCUACAAGCAAAUGACCACAGAGAACGACGAAUCCGGCAAUAGCAAAGGUGGCAAAAACUGCGGCAAGAUCAACUUUUCCCUCCGCUAUGACUAUGAGAACGAGAUGUUGCUUGUCAAGAUACUCAAGGCAUUUGAUCUCCCAGCCAAGGACCUUUGCGGCAGCUCCGACCCGUAUGUCAAGAUCUACCUGCUGCCGGAUCGGAAGCAGAAGUUCCAGACACGAGUCCAUCGUAAAACACUCAACCCCACGUUUGACGAGUCCUUCCAGUUUCCGGUACCCUACGAUGAGCUUCCCGUCAGGAAGCUCCAUCUCACUGUUUUCGACUUUGACAGGUUCUCACGGCACGAUAUGAUCGGGGAGGUCAUACUGGACAAUCUGUUUGAAGUGUCUGAUCUCUCAAGGGAGGCCUCCAUCUGGAAAGACAUUCAGUAUGCUACCUCUGAGAGCGUGGACCUUGGGGAGAUCAUGUUCUCACUCUGCUAUCUACCUACGGCAGGCAGAUUAACACUCACUGUCAUCAAAUGCAGGAACCUAAAGGCAAUGGACAUUACAGGAUAUUCAGAUCCCUAUGUGAAAGUAUCCCUCAUUUGUGAUGGAAGACGCCUGAAAAAGAAGAAGACCACAAUAAAGAAAAACACCCUGAAUCCCACUUAUAAUGAGGCCAUUAUCUUUGACAUCCCUCCAGAGAGCAUGGACCAAGUCAGCUUGCACAUCUCAGUCAUGGACUAUGACCUGUAA